CCCCUCUCUCCCUACUCCCGCAGGCAGGCAGGCAGGCGAGGAAGGGGUUCGCGCCACCCCACCCUAGGGCGCCCACAGAGGGAGGCGGUGCAGCCCCUCUCGGGCGCUGCUCCGUGAACCCAGAUCCCCAAAGGCUGCCAGUGCUCCCGUGGCAACCCCUGAGCCAUCCUCGAAGGGGAGGGUCAGAAGGGAAAGCCCUCCCCCCAGAGGUGGAAGGAGGGACGUGGGAUCCUUGGCUUGCCCCAUGGAGGAAGUGGGGAACCUGAUUUUAUUUUAUUUUAGCAACGCCGAGGUGGUCCGUCUUCCCCCUCUGCCUUCCGCCCCCAUUUUCCUUCUUAGCAGUGGAUUCAGACGUGCUACACACAGUUUGUGAAACAGAAUACGAGAAUUCCAAUCGCUUCCCUCAACUCAGCGGGAUGUAAUGCCAUUUGAUCUGCCAUCCUCACUUCCUUACUAAAUAAAAGAAAAAAGGCAGGAUAGAAUUGGGAUGGGAGGGGGUAACAUUUUUUAAUAAACCAACAUACCAACAAACAGAAGUAGCAAAAUCAAUCACCAUAUGCUGUAGGUUCUGUCUUGCGGUACUGUGCUCUCCACCUUGAACCUAGUAAACCUCCCAAACGUUAUUUGAGGUGUCACCUGCUGGGUUAAUUUCAGCAGGUCUUGCUGAAAUCCAGUAGUCCCAGGGGUAUUUUGAAUUUCUGUGCCUUCAAGGGUCAAGGAGACCAGUUAACUCCCAGCAUUGUUCUUUGUUGGAUUAGUUAUUGAAGAGAUGGCCCAUACUGCUGCCAACUGCCAUUUUGAAAGGAUGAUAGGGACAGGAUCCACACUCCCAUUUCACUCGCCGAUAGUCUUAAUAUGAAGACCUUCAUUUAGAGGAGUGGGCUCGUGAAGUUAGCAGCACCCACCAUGGUGGACGUUCCCUCUUCUCCUGCCCAUGAAGCGGAUUUCUCACCAUGUCGCAUACCUGAGAACGGCUCUGUGGGAUCUGAGCUGCCGGUAUCCCUGGAGGACUGGAACAAUGGUGAGAAGGAGCUGGAUUUCGCCGGAAGCUCUGUAGGCCACUCUAGGAAAAAGCACUUUCUGUGCAAGGAUACCACCGCCGCCACCUCCAAGACUGAGGUGAGGGUGGCAGAACUGCAACACUCCUCCCUCUCCAGCCACAAGCCCCAGCAGUGUAGAAAACAAGGGUUUGUGGCCCAGGAGGUGGGCAGGCCUAUAGGCAGCAUGGAGGAAGCUGGGCCUUCCCAUGGGAGGCAUCUACAGUCUCAGGGUACCUGCAAGAAGAAGGGAACUGCGGAGAAUGGGCAGGAGGUGCGGGAGAAUCUAGACGCCCAAGCUCCCUGCUCAGAUGACGUGGUGCAGCUGAUAAAUGAAGAUGGGGUGUAUUCCUCAGCCAAGCUGGUGCCCACUACAAAGGUGGCGCUCUUGUCGUGCCUGCCACAGCGUUUGGAGCACUGCAGAGGGGAGGAUUUUGAGAUCCGGGAGGUGAUCGUGGACGAGAAGCCAUUCCAGUGUGCCAUCUGCGCCAAGGCUUUCAAGCGGGCAUGGGAGCUGUUCAGCCAUGAAGUGGUGCACAAUGAGGAACGCCCUUUCUGCUGCCAGCUGUGCCAGGCCUCAUUCAAGCGCCAUUCGGACUACAAGAGCCAUGCCCUCGUGCACACGGAAGAGCGGCCCCAUCGCUGCGAGCUCUGCGGGAAGCGUUUCAAGCGCGCCUCCAACCUCGCCGAGCACCGGCGCAUCCACUCGGGGGAGCGCCCUCACCGCUGCACCGCCUGCACCAAGCGCUUCAAGACUCCCUACGAGCUGCAGAGGCACAUGCUGACACACUGCGCGGAGCGGCCCUUCGCCUGCACCGCCUGCGGGAAAGGCUUUGCCGCGGCGGGGGCCCUCCUCCUGCACCAGCGGCAGCACUGUGACGACAAGCCCCACGUCUGCGGCGUCUGCGGCAAGCGCUUCGCCUACGGACACAGCCUGCGCGUCCACGAGAGGGUGCACACCGGGGACCGCCCGUUUUCCUGCGUCCUCUGCGGCAAGGCCUUCAGCGUCCAACGCGCUGGCCUCGCACGAGCGGGUGCACACGGGGGAGCGGCCCUUUGCCUGCGCCACGUGCGGCAAGGCCUUCAAGCAGUCCUCGUACCUGGCCAUCCACGCGCGGUCUCACACUGGCGAGCGCCCCUACGCCUGCGGGGUGUGCGGCAAGGCCUUUGCACGGCCCUCACUCCUCCUGCAGCACCAGCGCGUCCACAGCACUGAGCGGCCUCACCGGUGCCGGCACUGCAGCAAACUCUUCAAAGACUUGGCCUACUUGGCCGUGCACGAGAAGGUGCACACCGGCGAGACCCCGUACAAGUGCUCCAUGUGCCAGAAGGGCUUUGCGCACCCGUCCAACCUCCUUCAGCACCAGCGAAUCCACCGGGAUGGAUAGCAAGGGCGGACGCAAAGAAUAAUUUGUCAUUCGAUGUAACUUUACGUUCCCCGACUAACAGAAACACAGCAGUUUCUGUUCACCUGUGCGCUCCAACCUGCAUCAGUGCCACGCGUGCAUGCUGCGGUGGACGGAGAGCAUCACUUGCAUGCCCUUUUGCACAUUCCCCAAGCCAUGCUCAAGCUUGCCUGGGCGUGCGUUGUUGUACACAAAUGCACUAUGAUUCCCCGCCCCUGCAGCAGCACGAAAAUAAAUAGUAGCUGGAGUAUGAGGAGCAGGGCUCCGUGUAUUUCACACAAAAUUGCACCCUCUGAGAAUCUGUGCUGUAGCUUGGUUUUUCAUCCUGCAGGCAUGUUUCUAGUCCAUAAGAUUAUAGAAAUAAUGUUGAAAACCAUGCAUGGUGCAGUUUUGCAAAUCAGAGCCAUAGGGCUGAACAGGAAAUCUACAGGAGCUGCAGUGCUCUGGGUAACCCUUUGUCCUUUUCCUUAGCUAGCAAAAACAGAAGGCAAUUGUGUAAUAUACCGUAAGCAAAUGUAUGCACAUUGGCUUAAUUUGCAUAA
Molecule: messenger RNA, 2985 nt
Organism: Podarcis muralis (Common wall lizard)
Lineage: Eukaryota; Metazoa; Chordata; Lepidosauria; Squamata; Lacertidae
Biological process (GO): regulation of transcription by RNA polymerase II
Cellular component (GO): nucleus
Molecular function (GO): DNA-binding transcription factor activity, RNA polymerase II-specific; sequence-specific DNA binding
Source: RefSeq, a predicted model, not a curated record